UUUUACUAUUUUUGCCUAUUUAAAACGAAACGAAAUGGAGGAGAGUGUGUGAGUGAGAGAAGCACACACCAAAUCCAACAUGGCUUGCAUGCAAUUCACAAACGCCGUGUCGUUCCGGCCAGAGCAACUCUCCGGCGCCAGGACCCGAGAUUACCAAAAUCUCCCCAGAAGGAAGUCCGUUUCGUUCUCUUUCGCCGGUAUUGCGGCAGAAAUGUCUCCAGCUCAGCCCGGAAAGCCCGAAAUCGAGCUCGAAUUCAUAGGGCCGAAGCCCGGGAACGACGGGUCGUAUCCGGUGGAGAGCGCGAAGGCGAUCAGUGGAGAGAAGUUGCUGAGGGAUGUCAUGUCGGAUAACAAGAUCGAGCUCUACGCCACGUAUGGGAAACUGAUGAACUGUGGAGGUGGAGGAAGCUGUGGGACUUGUAUAGUAGAGAUUAUUGAUGGGAAGGACCUUUUGAAUGAAAGAACAAAUACUGAACUCAAGUAUUUGAAGAAGAAACCCGAAUCUUGGAGACUUGCUUGUCAGACUAUAGUCGGAAAUAAGGAAAAUUCUGGGAAGGUUGUGGUUCAGAGGAUCCCCCAGUGGAAAAAGUAAGAGACCAGAUUAUGAAUUAUGAUCCACAUUUGUCGUAUCAGAUUGUAUCGAGGCUUAUUUAGAUGACACGUAAGCAUUGUUGCGAAGUUCGAUUCAAGUGUUAUUCGUCUCUCCCCUUUUUUUGCCGAAGGGCAUAUAAUGUUGUAUUUUGGUGUGUGUCACAAAAUAUACGAGGACAAUUUGGGUAUAAAAAAAA
Messenger RNA from Prunus avium (sweet cherry), 788 nucleotides. RefSeq names its product 2Fe-2S ferredoxin-like superfamily protein. The record is from RefSeq and is a predicted model, not a curated record. Gene Ontology annotation, cellular component: mitochondrion. Gene Ontology annotation, molecular function: electron transfer activity; 2 iron, 2 sulfur cluster binding. Gene Ontology annotation, biological process: P450-containing electron transport chain. Lineage: Eukaryota; Viridiplantae; Streptophyta; Magnoliopsida; Rosales; Rosaceae.